Messenger RNA from Cephus cinctus (wheat stem sawfly), 3421 nucleotides. RefSeq lists its product as uncharacterized. Lineage: Eukaryota; Metazoa; Arthropoda; Insecta; Hymenoptera; Cephidae. The transcript has 5 exons. The coding region runs from base 664 to 2799 and encodes 711 amino acids. The record is from RefSeq and is a predicted model, not a curated record.
GUUAAAAACAGAAAAGGAGUCACAGCCAUAGACGCGACUAUGACUCAGAGAGACUCUCAGUGGCGACGAAGCUGUCGUUCACGACAGCUACACAACAACGGCAAGAGCUCUGCGGGAGUCGCCUUCUGUCUCGCGCACGUGCUACGUCGUACACUGAAUUCUAACGAGCAGAUCGUAGUUCGGCAGUUCACGUAUACAACGAACGAAGCAGCGAGACAAUCGGUAUUGUCUUCUCCGGAGCACACAAAUACUCUUCUUCAGUUUCGUCUUUAAGUUACAAAAGAAAAUUCAGAGUGUUCAGUGCAAAUGUGCAAUCUUGUGUAAAAAAGGCAAACACUGCCGCUGUGGUAAUUCUUUCGUGAGAAUGAGUAUUAGAUGGAUCCCCAAAUUUGAUAUACGGUGAAAAUAAGCGGCAUGUGUACGAAAAAGCAGGUAACUAGUAACAUUGUUGCGGCUUCACUGAUAGAUAAUCGAAUGAUUCUCUAGCUGCAAAGUAUCGAUAUCUGAUCGUUAUCGAAAAUCGAAGUCCAAUGGCUGUAUACGAAUAUCGAUGCAGUGCCAUAGAUAAACAUUGAUUAUGACAGAUAAUAAACUAUCCAAAAGAAACUUAGUGACGCAUUGCGAUCCGAUAAGAUAGAACGAAAAACAUACGCAAGACUAAAGAUGGUUCUUGAAGAGAACAUUGUCAGCAUUAUACGAGAGCUCGUGCAUUUUCUUGAAUCUCUUGAUAAUGUUGAGUUACCGACCGCGAUCAGUACCAGGCGAGAAAAUCUUCUGUCGCGCUCGAAAAUUGCUAUUUAUGCACUUUCGCUACAGGGAUCUUUACCGACAGAGCAGUAUCUGUCUAUGAGUGUUGGGAAAGAGUUGUCAUUUUUGGAUAAGACUGGUGAGAUAGAAGAAUAUGUGGAUGCUGACAAACCUCAAUCUGAAGUAUCGAAAGAUUAUUAUGAGAGUUUUGCGGAAGUACAGGAGGAACCGAAAACGCCAAUUAAAAAGAAUACGAGUAAAAAUGCAGUAAUAGAUAAUGUAUUAAGUAUAUAUAAGAACUUCUCGGCAGAACAGACCAAAGAUGCAAGUUACAAGUGUGGACCGCUUGAAAUUAGGGGGGGAAAAAAGUUUUUCUUUAUUGAACAAUACCGAAAAUGUUGGGUCGGUCUGGUAGGAACGCAUCUUAUUAUGUACAAAGAUGUAAAGGAUAGUCGUCCUUACGACGUUUUGUCUAUUCGCGAUUACAAAUGUCGUCCAGCACACGAAACAAUAACUAAUGAUCCGCGAAAAAGUGAUAGAGCCUUCGAGAUCUUUAAUCCCGGUAACACGACGAUGCUGUUUAUAGCGCGUUCGCCGAAAGAUAUGGAACAGUGGGUGGCUGCGAUAUGUAAAUUUGGAAGUAACGAGAGUGAUAUGAAAUUGCAAAAUAUCACAAACCACGUGUUCACGGUAAGAACGGCAAAGUCGGAUGUUGCGGUGAAUGAGUUUAUACCAACAGAAAAUUAUCAAGAUGUUGACAUCCGGGAAUCCACUACCGGGGUUAGUCUGAAUCGUUCUGUAAUGAUAGAAAAGAAUACGGAUACAAAAAAAGAAAAUGACAGACUUGAUUCUACGACUAAGGAUACAGUUCAAAAUGAUGAAACUCCGCCACCUUUACCUACACGAUUACCAUGUUUAAUGUCCAAACCAAAAAAGUUCUCAACGUGUUCUUACGAUCCUGUGGAUGAUAUGGACGACGAUAUUUAUCAGAAGAUACAAGAAAUCCCAUAUGAAAAUAUUAGAAAUUCAAAGAGAAAGAAUUCAGAUACAGAAAAGGAUGAUCAGGAACUGUACGAUGACGUACUGACUGUGAUUGAAAAAGAUAGGGCAAUUACGAAGCUUGAAGUUGAAAAGCAAAAAAGUUCGGUGCAGAAUGCUGUGAAAGAUCUAGAACAACAAGAUAUGUAUGACGACGCAGUUUUUGUUCGUUUAGAAUCUAAUGAUCAAAACAAAAAUUCACAAGAGCAAGUUCUUACAAAAUUGUCAAGUGAUGCAUUUCAAAAGAAAUCACCUAAUCUUUCUAAUCAGAGAGAGUCUUUGUGCUAUGACGACGUUCAUGAAGUGAUACCACAAGAAAAGCGGAAAAAACAAAAGCAAAAGGCAAAGGAGGAAUUACAGAGUACGCCACAGGGAUCGUUGCAGAAAAGAUCAAUUCUUAGUAGAGUGAUGAGAAGAGACUCACCGACAAAGGAAGGGAAAAAAAGUAAACCCAAUUCAUCACAAACACCAAUCAAUGUUGAGGAAUUACCAAUCUACGACGACAGUUCUAGUUUAGUGGCGGGUAUUAUUCCUUAUAAUACUGAAAUGCAAAAAUAUACUCCGACUCAAGUGGAGGAAACUUCCGAAUAUAAUUUACCACCUCCACCUAAACCUAUCUAUAAUUCGCCAGCUGUUGCAAACCAGCAAUCGGCACCAAUUGAAGAGUAUUAUUCGGACAUCGCUAACUUGCAAACAAAUGGAAUGGACCAGAAUAAUGCUCCGAUACCGAUUAUUGAUAAAGAAGAACUAAUGGAUUCAGAACAUUAUCAAACACCCAAAAAUGACCCUGUUAUACUUCCUAUUCAAAAUGAAAAUGUAGAAGAGGAUUUGUACGACGACGUCGUGAUCGUAGCUGCAAAGGCAAGAUUGAGGGGAUUGGCUAUGAAAGAAGAAAAAGAAGCAGAUGAUAAUAAGUUUAUCAGUUUGCCUAGUCCAGAAAAAAAUUUAUGGAAUUCGCUCAAAGCUGGUUGGAAAAAUAAAAUGACUGAAGAUUCUAGUUUAGGAAGAAAAUAAAUAAAUAAAACCACUCCUGAGGAAUUGUACGAUGAUUGUCCGUUUUUAAUUAACAACAUUCAUGGCGUUCGCAAAAAAAUUUAAAUAUGCAAUAAAUUUAUCUGAUAAUUUACAUAUAAUAAUAUAAAAGAGAUGUUAUACAGUUGAUUUUACUCAUAGUUAAGCCAUAACUUUUUAUACGUACAAAUGAAAUGUGAAUAUCUGUGAAAUGUAUACAUAUAUGCUCGCACAAUUAUUAUAAUACUGUUUUCCUAAAUAAUGACCAAUUUUAUACCUUAAUUACCAUAAUUUUUGUAAUUAUGCCCUGUGAGCUCCAAUAUAUUUAAUCGACCUCAAAAAGAAUAAUUAUUGUGUCGAUAAGUUAGGUAACUUACGCCUAGCUAGUUGUGUGACACAUAGAUGGAGCUAAGGUCAAUACUUUUCUACCCUUGUUUCUGCUUCACUUUUAGCCCUUACAAACAUUAUUUUAUUUCUACCUUCUGUUAUUACUUACCUCGGAAUUAUAUAGGGGUAUUAGCAAUCUCUACAUUUUUACAUUAUUCAUCCUAGCUUGAAAACAUGUAUAGUACGCAUAGAUUAUAUGCUACGAGAGUCAAUAAAACGAGUCUACCACUAUAAAGCU